Messenger RNA from Xiphias gladius (swordfish), 4803 nucleotides. It is a transcript of the gene l3mbtl1b, whose product is annotated as L3MBTL histone methyl-lysine binding protein 1b. The record is from RefSeq and is a predicted model, not a curated record. Gene Ontology annotation, cellular component: nucleus. The transcript has 23 exons. Gene Ontology annotation, molecular function: zinc ion binding; protein binding. Gene Ontology annotation, biological process: regulation of DNA-templated transcription. NCBI's taxonomy places the organism in Eukaryota, Metazoa, Chordata, Actinopteri, Istiophoriformes, Xiphiidae. The coding region runs from base 909 to 3419 and encodes 836 amino acids.
GCCAAAAUCCAACCCUGUUGGCGUAUUUUAGCAUAUUAGACGUAGUGUUUCGCUAAUGUUAGAUUAGGAAUGUGUGUAUGUGCGUAUUUGUCGUGUCCGACUUCAUUUAACGUUGCUGGUGGUUUUUUCACAUUAGCCCACAUAACUGUGGAUGUGUUGGAAGAGUCGAGCCGGUCCAGACUCUUGUGUAGCGACGUAUUCGGAUGAUUUUGGUCGGAAAUGGCACUUCGGGUGAUUUUACAGGGCUGAGUAUUUAAUCCUACACUUAGCAGCGGCGUGUACAAACUGAUUAUCGCCUGUGCUCGAAUGGUGUGCAUAUAAACUGGCCAUCAAACGAUCGCAGGGGGUUUUAAACCAGGGAGAAAACAGCCGGUUUGCACACGGAUGAACCGACCGCUCCUGGACGUUAAUGGGAGACACUGCGGUCCCUGCGCUCCGCUGAUACACAGUCUCACUUCUUUGAGGGGUGGUGGUUCUGAGGCUGUUAGGGGCAAAGGGUGAAACAUGAACCCCGGUAGUAUUCGUUAUAUCGGCAGUGAACUGAGUUUUGGGCGUGUUAUGAGUGCACACAGGCCUGGUAUUGACCACCGAUACUGAACUGAACUUUUCCGAGACCCAAAGUUGUCAGGCAGCGCAUCUUACACGCAUGCGCAUCCCUCUUCUAUCCAGCUCUAAAUAAGAGUUAAAACAGAAACGAGAUUGUCCUUAGCUGGCUGCAUCCAGUCACAAUGCUACGGCUAGCCGUGUAGCUAUCCUCCGUUCAGCUGGACGGAGUGGAGCUAGCUGACUGUUAGCUUCAUGUCAGCGCUAGCUAGCAACCUGGGCUGACAUUCCGUGACAAGGGGAAAGUGAAGAAAAUACCCAGAGUGAAGGAAAACACAAAGUUAGGGGAUAUUAGAGGAGUGGGAAUGACUGACACUCCACCCAGUGAUGGCCCCUCCCAGGGAGCGGACUUUGACAUGAUGGCUGCUCUGGACUGGAAGGAUGGUAUCGCCACGCUGCCAGGCAGCGACAUCAGGUUCCGCAUGACAGAGUUUGGGACUCUUGAGAUUGUCACAGACCUAGAGGUCAAAGGCCAGGAGGCAGAGCCUAACCGUGAGACCUUGGACCCAGCUCAAUCUCACACUCCCACCCCUCCUCCAGAGGGCCAGUCACAGACCGGCAUAGCCAAAGCUCCAGCCAAUCAGAGCCAGCCAGGAUCUUCUCAUGGUAAAGCUCCUGGUCCUGUACCACUCUCCUUAGAAGAGGGCCCCAGCGUGGAAGUUGGUCCCAGUGUUGAAGUUGGCUCUAGUGCCGACAUGGGGCCAAAUGGGGAGCCGUCAAGGUGCCGUGCCUGUGGUGGCCGUGUUUCCCAGGAUGCCCUCUUUCAGGGCAAAUUCUGUAGCUCCAUUUGUGCACAGCCCUCCAGUGGCAGAUCGUCUCCAGGGGAAGCACGGGAGAGUCAGGCAGUUGAAGGGGAGAGGCUUGGUAAACGUGUGCGCAAAAAGAGGAAGAUCUACAUGGAUUCUGGUGACGAAGAGGAAGACAACCAAGAGGAACCAGAGGAAAAGGCCAAGACUACCAAAGGCAGGAGAGGUGCCAAAAUUGCUAAACUGGUGACUGCCCCUCCCAAUAAGAAGCGUGCAUGGAGUUGGCCUGCUUACCUUGAAGAGGAGAGGGCCAUUGCUGCUCCUGUUAAACUAUUCAAAGAGCAUCAGUCGUUUCCCCAAAGCAGGAAUAGUUUUAAGGUGGGGAUGAAGCUGGAAGGACUGGACCCAUCUCAUCCGUCUCUGUUCUGUGUGCUCACUGUCGCAGAGAUCCAGGGUUACAGAGUAAGGCUUCAUUUUGAUGGUUACCCAGAAUGCUAUGACUUCUGGGCCAACGCUGACUCGUGGGAUUUGAAACCAGCUGGCUGGUGUGAGAAGAACGGACACAAGUUAUUGUUGCCUAAAGGUUGUAAGGAUGGAGAGUUUAACUGGAGCAUGUAUGUGAAGAACUGUAGGGGUCAACUGGCCCCAAAACACCUUUUCAAAAGCCUCAACACAUCUGUGACUCCGUCUGGAUUUAGAGCAGGGAUGAAGCUGGAGGCGGUCGACAGGAAGAACCCUUCAUUGAUCUGUGUAGCAACCAUUGCUGCUGUUGUCGAUAACCGCCUGCUCAUUCACUUUGACAAUUGGGAUGACACAUAUGAUUACUGGUGUGAUGCCAGCAGUCCAUACAUUCAUCCUGUGGGGUACUGUGAAGAGGCUGAGCUAACUCUGACCACUCCAGCUGGUAAGACACAGACCAAGACACAUGUGGAAUAUAAGCAACCGAAGAGUUUCUCAUGGGAGAAAUACCUGGAAGAGACAGGAACACAGGCUGCUCCUGCUCGGGCUUUCAAACCCCGACCUCCACAUGGAUUCCAGAUUGGGAUGAAAGUGGAAGCUGUCGAUAAGAGGAACCCCAUGCUCAUCCGCGUUGUAACCAUUGCAGACACAGAGGACCACCGGUUGAAGCUCCAUUUUGAUGGCUGGAGUUCAGAGUAUGACUACUGGGUGGAGACAGACUGCCCCGAUCUGCACCCUGUAGGGUGGUGUCAGAAAACUGGACACCCACUACAGUACCCUAACGGGUCCAGUGAUUUAUUGACUGCCCCAGGACAAGGAUGUCCUACCCCAGGGUGCAACGGGGUUGGCCACAUCAGAGGACCUCGCUACGGGACCCACUACACUCAGGUGAGCUGUCCUUAUUCUGAGAUGAAUCUGAACAAGGAGGGCUUGCUGCCAGAUCGCCUCAGCGGAGAACGACCUCUCACCCUCAGUGGACUUCAUCCUCGUGGGCGACGCCCCGAUCCUCACACGAACACUUCGACUCAGACCUCUUCACCGCCCGAGCAUCUUGAAGGAGCCGAGGACUCCCACAACAGGAAACCAGUGGCAGUGGAUGCUGAGCGUUUAGGGCGCAAUAGCCAGACUGAGCCACCAGGUGGAGUCAGUGAGCAGAGCCACAAUGGAACAAGGCCUAAACGGACUGCUCCAGUUCCCAAAUACCUGAAAAUGCACUAUGUUAAAGAGGAGAUUGGCGACAGUAAAGCCUCUCCAGAUGCCAUCUCUCUCCAGCAGGCCCUCCACGAGUCUGUGUUCUCCCCCGGCAUCUCUGCAUCACCCCCCCACCGGGUGGCUCUCUGCUGGGACAAACACUGCCAGCUGCUGCCCGAGGUCCUGGGGCUGACUGCCAAGAGAGUGGCCACUUGGAGCGCUGAGGAGGUGGCCGGUUUUGUCAAAGGACUCCCUGGAUGUAAAGAACAUGCUGCUACAUUUAAAACAGAGCAAAUAGAUGGCGAGGCCUUCCUGCUACUCACCCAAGCGGACAUUGUCAAGAUCCUGUCAAUCAAGUUAGGACCCGCCUUGAAGAUCUACAACUCCAUCCUCAUGUUGAAGAACGCGGACGAAGAGUAAGGCCUGACUCCACGAGGAAUCGCUCCCUCCUCACAAGUCCCUCAGCUCUGGUUUCAUCAACACUCAACUAAAGACAUUUGACACAAUCUGCUUCAUCUGUCGAUCUCUGCAACAAUACAGCGACAGAGGAGGAGGAAGCCAUCGUCUCGAAAACGUCCAUCUUGUCCCCCCAUCUCCUCUCCUCUCUCUGUGAUGGACAGCACUGGUCAACCUGAGGGAGAGUUUUACAUGAUAGUAUGAGGAUUCCUUAACUUAUAUUGUGUUUGUUUACCGAAUCAUUAAAAAAAAACAAAAAAAAAACUACGGCACCUUCAAGGGUUCUUAACAUUGUACAGUUUAUGAAUUGGAUUUAGUGUCUCCAUUCUGUUGCAUUUCUCCUUUUGAUUUAAACUGUAAUGAAAUGGUGCUUAAGCUCAGAGCAGAUGGAACAGUGUGUUUAUGCUUUGUUGCUUUUUACGUGGCAACAGAAUUUUUUUUUUUUUUUUUUUUAAAGCUGCAAAUACAAUCGUGAGGUGCUGAAAGGUUUUUAAAUGUGAAACCCGAUGGAGCAGAAGCACUAUGUAGUUCAGCUUUUCUCCUGUAGGUGGAGAAAGUGGACUGCUCCACAGGCUCAAAGUCAAGAGAGUUUUGUUAAUUUGAAGUUGGCUGAAGCUUAGAUUGAAUGGGGGAUGGUUAGAAUUUACUGUGUGUGUGUGUGUGUGUGUGUGUGUGUGUGUGUGUGUGUGUGUGUGUGUGUGCGUGCAGAUGUGACUAAGUGUGGUUGAGAAAUGAGGAUGUAACUUCCCAGCAGCCCAUGUGUGUUACUUUUCUGGUCAAGGGAUUGUUUUGUGACAAGCAGGGCUAAGGGCUAAUUGUUAAAUCAAGGAAACUCGCAGUCUUUUAAGGUGGAAUGAAACAAUGAACCAGCUCUGUUUGUCUCUAUCUGCUUAUUUUUGUGUCUGAAUAGCACAUGAAUAUGAAUGUUACAAAAAAAACCCACAGCUUUUAGUUGUUUUGUUAAUAUUGAUCAUCUUGUUUGGUUCAAAGAACCUCUUGUCAUUCACAUUGUAAAUAGUAUACAGCUACAAAAGGACUGUCCUAGCUUCCUCCGAGAGUUUACUCCUGCUUGGUUAUGCAAAGCCUUGACAUCUGUCUCCUGGGAAGGACAUUGUGACAGUGAACUGAAAAAAUGAGCCUCAGUUCAUACAUAGAUUUUGGGGGGAAAAAAACAAACAUUGUCAGUGUCUUUGUAAAUCCGCGUGCACUUCAGCAACUGUUUAUAUGCAAACAGCUUUUAUUUAUGUAUUCUAAUUUAAAGGGUAAUGGUACGCUGUUCUGGCUCUGAGGUAGCUUUGGCUGUUCGAUGGAACGUGUCAAUGGGUGAAAAUAAAUGAGAUGCACACUG